This is a messenger RNA of Procambarus clarkii (red swamp crayfish), 387 nucleotides long. NCBI's taxonomy places the organism in Eukaryota, Metazoa, Arthropoda, Malacostraca, Decapoda, Cambaridae. The record is from RefSeq and is a predicted model, not a curated record.
AUGCCUCCUAGCACCAUUAUGCCUCCUAGCACCAUUAUGCCUCCUAGCACCAUUAUGCCUCCUAGCACCAUUAUGUCUCCUAGCACCAUUAUGCCUCCUAGCACCAUUAUGCCUCCUAGCACCAUUAUGUCUCCUAGCACCAUUAUGUCUCCUAGCAUCAUUAUGCCUCCUAGCACCAUUAUGCCUCCUAGCACCAUUAUGCCUCCUAGCCCCAUUAUGCCUCCUAACACCAGUAUGCCUCCUAGCACCAUUAUGCCUCCUAGCACCAUUAUGCCUCCUAGCACCAUUAUGUCUCCUUGCUCCAUUAUGGCUCCUAGCACCAUUAUGGCUCCUAGCACCAUUAUGUCUCCUAGCACCAUUAUGUCUCCUAGCACCAUUGUCUCCUAG